Molecule: messenger RNA, 469 nt
Organism: Pisolithus orientalis
Lineage: Eukaryota; Fungi; Basidiomycota; Agaricomycetes; Boletales; Pisolithaceae
Exons: 1
Coding region: 134-391 (85 amino acids)
Source: RefSeq, a predicted model, not a curated record
UUGUUUCUCUCGUGGAGGUUGAUCUUUUUUUUUUUUUUUUUUUUCUUUUGUCUCCCGUUUCGGACCUCCACUGCUACCUUUUCCAUCCCCGUCUCCUUUUUUACACUUUUUUUCUCCCGUCGAACAUAACUUUAUGACCCAUCAUACCUAUAUUACUAUGCUCCUUUUAAACACGCCUUUUCUCAUCACAUUCACGGUUUUUCCUUCCUUCCCUGCCUUCUUCGCCCCACUCUUACCCCUUUCAUAUGGAUCCGCGUUACCUUUCUCGUCUACUAGCGACUCACUUGUGACGUCUAUCGCGUUUCCUGUUUUGCCCGCUUCUUUCAUCUGUUUUCCCCCUUGCGAUAUGGUUUUGGUCUCUCCCGUGAUAUAUAGUGUCUAUUAUUUGUGAAUGCGUUGGCAUUCUCUCUCCUUUUGUCAGGUCGAUGAAUACGUUAUAGUGUAGAUCACGUUUUAAAUGUUAUGGAGU